Purpureocillium takamizusanense is the source of this 3274-nucleotide messenger RNA. It is a transcript of the gene EFT2, whose product is annotated as translation elongation factor 2. Gene Ontology annotation, cellular component: cytosol; ribonucleoprotein complex. NCBI's taxonomy places the organism in Eukaryota, Fungi, Ascomycota, Sordariomycetes, Hypocreales, Ophiocordycipitaceae. The transcript has 3 exons. The record is from RefSeq and is a predicted model, not a curated record. Gene Ontology annotation, biological process: translational elongation. Gene Ontology annotation, molecular function: GTP binding; ribosome binding; GTPase activity. The coding region runs from base 257 to 2791 and encodes 844 amino acids.
CCUCCUCCUUCUGUUCACCCUCCUCCCUCCCCUCUUCACCACUCCCCCGGAACACCAAGGGACGUUUUUAAGAGCGGCAGUGAUAUCCUCGCUGUCCCUCUUUUGCAUCGUCACUUCGAAUCGCUUCCCGGUACAAGACUCUGCGUCUUUGUUUCCAAGCCCACAGGAGCGCGGGGUGAAAUUCUUCAACCCCGCUUUACUCGAAUUUUCCCACCACAACACCACAUAGCAAGGUCAUCGCAGCAACACCGCCAAGAUGGUCAACUUCACAAUCGACGAGAUCCGGGCCCUUAUGGACAAGCCCAGCAAUGUCCGUAACAUGUCCGUCAUUGCCCACGUCGAUCACGGCAAGUCUACCCUGACCGACUCCCUCCUGGCCAAGGCCGGUAUCAUCUCCACCGCAAAGGCUGGCGACGCCAGAGCGACGGAUACCCGUGCCGACGAGCAGGAGCGUGGCAUCACGAUCAAGUCGACUGCCAUUUCCCUGUACGGCCAUCUCGACGACCCCGAAGACAUCAAGGACAUUGUCGGCCAGAAGACCGACGGCCAGGACUUCCUCAUCAACCUCAUCGACUCGCCGGGCCACGUCGAUUUCUCCUCUGAAGUCACUGCUGCCCUCCGCGUCACCGAUGGUGCCCUCGUCGUCGUCGACACCGUUGAGGGUGUCUGCGUCCAGACCGAGACUGUCCUGCGUCAGGCCCUCGGUGAGCGCAUCAAGCCUGUUGUUAUCAUCAACAAGGUCGACCGUGCUCUGCUCGAGCUCCAGGUCUCCAAGGAGGACCUGUACCAGUCCUUCUCGCGUACCAUUGAGUCGGUCAACGUCAUCAUCUCCACCUACUUCGACAAGACGCUCGGUGAUGUCCAGGUCUACCCCUACAAGGGCACCGUCGCCUUCGGUUCCGGUCUGCAUGGCUGGGCCUUCACCAUCCGCCAGUUCGCCGUCCGUUACGCCAAGAAGUUCGGCGUCGACAAGAACAAGAUGAUGGAGCGUCUCUGGGGCGACAACUUCUUCAACCCCCACACCAAGAAGUGGACCAAGUCCGACACCUACGAGGGCAAGCCCCUUGAGCGUGCCUUCAACCAGUUCAUUCUGGACCCCAUCUUCAAGAUCUUCUCCGCCGUCAUGAACUUCAAGAAGGAGGAGACCACCACCCUCCUCGAGAAGCUCAACCUCAAGCUGAGCGCCGAUGACAGGCAGAAGGAGGGCAAGCAGCUCCUCAAGGCUGUCAUGCGCACCUUCCUUCCCGCCGCCGACUCCCUGCUGGAGAUGAUGAUCCUGCACCUUCCUUCUCCCGUCACCGCCCAGAAGUAUCGUGCCGAGACCCUGUACGAGGGUCCCCUCGAUGACGAUGCUGCCAUCGGCAUCCGCGACUGCGACCCCAAGGGCCCGCUCAUGCUGUACGUCUCCAAGAUGGUGCCGACCUCCGACAAGGGCCGCUUCUACGCCUUCGGCCGUGUCUUCUCCGGUACCGUCCGCUCUGGCCUCAAGGUCCGCAUCCAGGGCCCCAACUACACCCCUGGCAAGAAGGAAGAUCUCUUCAUCAAGGCCAUUCAGCGCACUGUCCUGAUGAUGGGUGGCAAGGUCGAGCCCAUCGACGAUAUGCCCGCUGGUAACAUUGUCGGCCUGGUCGGUAUCGACCAGUUCCUGCUCAAGUCGGGUACCCUUACCACCAGCGACACGGCCCACAACCUCAAGGUCAUGAAGUUCUCCGUCUCCCCCGUCGUCCAGCGCUCCGUCCAGGUCAAGAACGCCCAGGACCUGCCCAAGCUGGUCGAGGGUCUGAAGCGUCUUUCCAAGUCGGACCCUUGCGUCCUAACCAUGACCUCUGAGUCUGGUGAGCACAUCGUUGCCGGUGCCGGUGAGCUGCAUCUCGAGAUUUGCCUCAAGGAUCUCGAGGAGGACCACGCCGGUGUCCCUCUCAUCAUCUCGGACCCCGUCGUCCAGUACCGUGAGACGGUCCAGGGCAAGUCCAGCAUGACUGCCCUGUCCAAGUCGCCCAACAAGCACAACCGUCUGUACAUGGUUGCCGAGCCCAUCGCGGAGGACCUGUCGCUUGCCAUUGAGGCCGGCAAGGUCAGCGCCCGCGACGACUUCAAGGCCCGCGCCCGUAUCCUGGCCGACGACUUCGGCUGGGACGUCACCGACGCCCGCAAGAUCUGGACCUUUGGCCCUGACGGCACCGGUGCCAACUUGCUCAUCGACCAGACCAAGGCCGUCCAGUACCUCAACGAAAUCAAGGACUCCGUCGUCUCUGGUUUCCAGUGGGCCUCGCGCGAGGGUCCCGUUGCUGAGGAGCCCAUGCGCUCCAUCCGCUUCAACAUCCUCGACGUCACCCUGCACGCCGAUGCUAUCCACCGUGGUGGCGGCCAGAUCAUCCCCACUGCCCGCCGUGUGCUGUACGCCUCGGCCCUCCUGGCCGAGCCCGCUCUGCUUGAGCCCGUCUACCUGGUCGAGAUCCAGGUGCCCGAGCAGGCCAUGGGUGGCGUCUAUGGUGUCCUGACCCGCCGCCGUGGUCACGUCUUCAACGAGGAGCAGCGCCCCGGCACUCCCCUCUUCAACAUCAAGGCUUACCUGCCCGUCCUGGAGUCUUUCGGCUUCAACGGUGAUCUGCGCCAGGCCACCUCCGGCCAGGCUUUCCCCCAGUCCGUCUUCGACCACUGGCAGGUCCUGCCCGGUGGCUCGCCCCUCGACAACACGUCCAAGGUCGGCCAGAUCGUCACCGAGAUGCGUAAGCGCAAGGGUAUCAAGGUUGAGGUUCCGGGUGUUGAGAACUACUACGACAAGCUGUAAAUGGCUCCCUUUUGUGCCGUUAGAAUCACGAUGGGUGCCGGAAUGGGCACACUCUGUCCACUGCCUGCUAGCGAAGACGUGGGGUGCGCUGGUGGCGCCCCUAGCGCAGCUCUGCUGGGCAUUUAAAGCGGUUGGUUGAACACCGGGCCGGCCGGCGACAACACACGCCUACAAGCCGGGUUGGGGCUUAUACCAAGGGAAGCCUGUGAGCUUUUCGCAAAUGUAGUUAUGUCGUCUCGGAUGAAUUGGAACACGUUAAGACAGAAUGCGGGCCCUUGGUGAAUGUGCUGUGUGUUGUACCCUGGGUUAUGCCCGCCUGGGCGGCUUACGUUGUACACAUUGCUCGACGACUUCGUACAGCUUGGUGACGGGAGACGAGACUGCAUUCUAGUGAUGAAUGAAUGGGCUUUACAGCAGCGCCGCCGAUGCCAGUGUCGUCGCAGGCGAUAUAAGUAUAAGCGCUUUGGAAAAGGUACAGAGGGU